This is a messenger RNA of Chara braunii, 1754 nucleotides long. NCBI's taxonomy places the organism in Eukaryota, Viridiplantae, Streptophyta, Charophyceae, Charales, Characeae. The record is from the annotation of a GenBank genome assembly.
GCAGGGUCCUUGUCAGGAUUCUGUAAGUCCUUAGACUGAGUCAGUAGGUUUGUCAGUCAGGGGUCAGAGUCUGCGUGGUGAGGUUUGGAACGACUAAUCCGGUUGUACACUUAUCACCAUGGUUGAGACCCGUAGUGGGUUAGACACUAGCCCCUACAGCAAGGAGCAACAAGAAAGGAUGACCGCCUUAGUGAGAGAAAAUAGAGAGAGGAAAGAGCGCGAGAAGCAGGCGAAGCUAAAGGCUAUCGCAGACGAGCAGGCGGCGAACAUGAAGGAAUUGGAGGAGAUGGAGAAAAAGAAAAAGGUUGUUGAAGAAGAAGCAGCAGAAGAAGAAGAAAAAGAGAGGAUGCGUAUUGAGAGCAGAGAAGGGAGCAGUGGCACGAAGAGAGAUAAAGAUGCAGAGAUGGAAAAGAAGAUUAGUGAGUGGGUUGCUAAUUUAUCGUUGGGGGAAGAUGAGGGGGCACAGAUGUAUGUGCCACAGGAAGAGAAAGAGGCGUUUGCCAGGGCCCUCGAAGUGAUUGAGGACCCCCUUGAACGUCAAGAGGUUGAGGAGGAGAAGAGACGAGAGCACCAGGGUCAUCUGAGGCAAGUCUUGGAGAAGCUUAGAGGGGCUAACUUCAAGAUCAUCGCGAAGAAGUGUGAGUGGAACAAGACACAAGUCCUGUACUUGAGCCACGUAUUAGACGGAGAUGGCAUUGAGCCAGAGGACAGCAAGAUUGCGGCGAUUAGAGACUGGCCGACGCCCCGCACAUUGACAGAGUUGCGGUCGUUCCUAGGCCUAGCUAACUGCUAUAGAAAGUUCGUAAGGAACUUUUCUACUAUCGCCGGUCCCCUGCGCAGGUUGCUUAAGAAAGAGGCAAUCUGGCAAUGGGACAAAGAUUGUACGUCUGCGCUAAAGAAACUGAAGUGCAUGUUAAUAAAGUACCCUGUCCUCAAAGUAGCAGAUCCGUCCUUGCCAUUUGUCGUCACCACGGACGCAAGUCAGUAUGGAAUAGGCGUCGUGUUGCAGCAAGAUGACGGCAAUGGCUAUAGACCCGUAGAGUUCAUGUCCGUGAGGAUGCCCUCAGAGAAGGUAGCCACCUCGACGUACGAGAGAGAACUCUACGCUCUCAGGCAGGCUCUAGAGCAUUGGAAGCAUUACCUGCUUGGGAGGCACUUCAAAGUGUAUUCUGACCACGAGACCCUUAGAUGGUUAAAGACUCAGGCCAAGAUGACACCUAAGUUGACUAGGUGGGCCGCAGAGAUAGACCAAUAUGACUUUGAGCUUAAGCCAGUGAAGGGCAAGUACAACGUAGUUGCGGACGCUCUGAGUAGAAGAUCAGAUUGCUUUGGAGCCAUAGUACACUAUCUGGAUAUAGGGAGAGACCUACAGGAGAAAGUGAAGCAAGCGUAUGCGCAGGACCCUAUCUAUAACGACCUCCUAAAGAGAGUUAGAGAGGCCCCAGAGACUGAGCCAGAUUACCGCACUACAGACGGAUUGCUGUUUGAGAAGACUAACGUAUUUGACCGCCUAUGCGUCCCCAACAGCAAAGAGAUCCGCAGUUUGAUCCUGGGGGAAUGUCACGAUACAGAGGGGCAUUUUGGUUGGCAAAAGACACUAGCUAAUCUAAUGCGCGCGUACACUUGGCCAGGAAUGAAGAAUGACUGCCUAUAGUAUGUCCGCAGUUGCAAAGUAUGCCAGCGUAAUAAGACUACUACGCGCGCACCCCUUGGUCUUCUCAGACCCUUGCCUAGUCCGGAUCAGCCGGGAGACU